Messenger RNA from Heterocephalus glaber (naked mole-rat), 4015 nucleotides. The record is from RefSeq and is a predicted model, not a curated record. Lineage: Eukaryota; Metazoa; Chordata; Mammalia; Rodentia; Bathyergidae.
GAUGUCACCGCUGGGUUCCUGCAGCUGCGGGCCUCCAGGUCCCUCCCCCUGAAACUGCUCCGGCUCCGGGAAGGGCUAGGAGUUGGGGAAGGAUGACUGCGAAGUUAGGUCGCAGGAGGGUGUAGCACGGGAAUGAGAGACAACUGGGCCGCGCGGGCCGAUGCUGCCUGGAGCCGGAGAGGAUGCCUUCGCCAGGACCCUGCAGCCCUGAGGAGCGGUGCCCAGGAGCACCCUGCCGGGGCUCCCUUUCUCCGUCCACUGCCAGCUCCGGCGCGCCCCAGCGCUAGCUGAAAUGAAAGCCAAGCUACGGCCACGGCAGUUGGUCAGUUUCCAAGGACCGAAUAGUGGUUUGGUCUGCAGUUGAAUGUGAAUUGCCCUGCCUGUGCCUAAGAGGAAACCCGGGAGCUUCUUUCUUGCUGCAAUUCCCUCAGGUGGAAUAAGCCUUCUGAAAGAGGAUCAGAUAAGAAUCUUUGGGAUUUUUUUUUUUUAAAGGGAAGUUAAUGUUAGUACAAACGUGCUUUUGAAUUGUUUACUUUAAACAGUCGCUGGAUUGAACUGCCCUGGCCAUCUGAUUUUUUUUCUUUGGGUAGUAGUUCUGCCUCGAAGAAGCUUAGUAUGGGAAGAAAAACUGCCUUUUGAAUCAAGAUUAUUUAUAGCUACCCUCCCAAAAGAGUAAAAGAAAAAUCUAACUUUUCUAUAACAAUUUUUCUUCUAAAGAUUUGCUCUGUGCCUUGAUAGGAACAAUACAUGGCCACUGCGCUUGCCUUUUAAGUUUCUGAUGCAUGGUUUAUUUAUAAAGGAGAUGGGAGUUUUGAAAGGCAUAUUAAGUGGAUAACAGUUAACCAGAGCUCUGUUCAAAUUAACAUUCAGCCUGUUAAAAUGCUUGCUCACUUGGAAAUUUUAAUCUGGAAACCUCAGUUGCAGAAUUAGACUGAAAAAGGAAAUGGACUGACAGUGGAAUGUUUGGAGUGUUUGAGCCAAGGGUUAAGUGUGUGUUUGUUUUUUCUGUUUUGGAUUGUGUAAAAGGGAACUUUAGGGGUGGGAGAGGUAGAGGAAGAUUUCUAUUCUCCUUUCUUGAUGCACUUUACUUUUCAAAAUCACUCUAAAGUCAACCAGGAUGCACUACUGAUGACCUAAACACCUCGUACCUUAUAUGACAACAUGUAUUAUUUGAGCAUGUGUCUUUGUGCUGAAGAUACAUCAUAGUGCUGUUUAGAAGUAGUUGCUUUUGAAAGAUGCUUUACCUUAUUUCUUACUUUGUGUGUCAAGAGCUGCAGUAUUUGUUUUGACUGUCUACAAAAUGGGGAAGCCACUCAGCAGACCAGACUGUUUACGUCAGAAUCCCCCAUGUGUAGGAAAAGGUGAGGAAGAAGAGGACCUAAAUAUUGAAGACUGCUAUGUCCCACAAAGGUCAAUCUAUGAUACAGUCAGACUAAAUGAACAGAUAGACUCUGGCUCAAAAGGUAGCCUGUCUUCCAGGCAUUUUACAGAUCGGACUUUACCCUACAGUCACAGAGCACUGGAUCUUAGUUCUUUAUGCUCUAAUGGUGCCCUUACUUCUUCUAGUGUGUUUGAGCUGAGAGGCCGUGAAGCUAACAAACUAGAUGAAAAGAUGAUCUUUGAUGCACUCAAACUAAAUAGUGAUAUUAUUCGAACUACAGGAUUAUCCAAAGCCAAAUCUCAUGCAGAAAAGAAGGAGCAUAGACGGUCAUGGCGAAUGUUUGUCCCAGCCAAUUUUAUGGAUUAUGCAAACAAAAGUGAAAGCUCUUUUGUGGAACCUAUUGAUAUGUCAGAUGCUGUUACCAGGACCAGUAAAUGCAGGCAGGGUGCUAAUUCUCUUACUUCAGAGGAGGAUGACUCUGGUUUAUGUAGCCCUCCUGCAGAGAGAGAAAAACAGGGCUUUUUAAAUGGAGACUGGUCCCGAAUUAGAGGCUUGUCUUCUGCUGAGGAUAUUCAUAUAACAGAACAAUAUAGACCUUUUCUUUCUGUUAAUUCCAUUAGUGAACAGAAAAUCCCCCUGCUCUCAUGUAGAAGUGCCCACCCUGAGGACAACUUCAAAAUGAUUUUACAUAACGUGUCUCCACUGGAGGGAACACAAUGUGUAAAUGGUCAAAAGGCAAUCCAGUGUUGCCUGCAGGAUGAUUUGAAAGACAACACUCAGUGUGAUCCAUUAACUAUGCCAAGAGAUGGAGAAAACGAGCAUCUUUCUAACCCUGGACAAGAGCAAACUUACCAACCAGGAGACUCACAAAUCAUAGUACAAGGUGUGGAACUCAUGAAGGAUCUCCCUCAAGAUUCAGAGCUGUCUCAAACAGACCUGGGAGACAGGGAUGUAGAUUGUGGUAGCACAGAUUUGGUAGAAAAUUCAACAUUGUCGACACAAUACAAUUCAGAAGAAUCCAACAUAGCCUCUAAAGGGAAAGAGGAAGCUUCCCUUUUUGCCCAGGACAUGGAGAGGACUCAUACUAAGUGUUCCCUGAAAUUCAUACCAGUAAGAAAGAGAGCCACAUCCAGAAAAACAGAGGGCCAGGAAGGGAUGUUGGACACAGUCUGCAAUGGCUUCCAGUCAGGCCAGGUUUUCCAGAAGGAAGAGAUUGAACCCUUGCAGGUUAAACAGCAAGAUGUAAACUGGUUGGGUCAAGGGCUUAUUCACAGUGCUGCUAAAAACACCAGCACUCAGGGUUUGGAGCAUGACCUGGAAGAUGUCAGUGCACGGUGGAAAAUUCUCAAUAAGAAGGUGGCUCAGCGAGCAGCCCAGCUGCAGGAGGCCCUGCUGCACUGUGGGAGGUUCCAGGAUGCCGUGGAGUCCCUGCUCAGCUGGAUGGUGGACACUGAGGAGCUAGUGGCCAAUCAGAAGCCCCCAUCAGCUGAGUUCAAAGUAGUGAAGGCCCAGAUACAAGAGCAAAAGCUUCUGCAAAGAUUGCUGGAUGACCGCAGAUCUACUGUGGAGGCAAUCAAACGAGAAGGAGAAAAAAUCGCUGCAACAGCAGAGCCUGCAGAUAAAGUGAAGAUUUUGAAGCAGCUGAGUGUUUUGGAUACUAGAUGGGAGACAUUGCUUAAUAAAGCUGAAAUGAGGUAACUUACAUACUUGCAGUUCUUUUAAAAGAGCAGCAGUGACAUUAUGUAUUUUGAUAAUGCUUUUCUUCAAAUCUUUAUUCUGUGAUUAUCAUGGAUGUGAAUGUAGGUAGCAAGGGUUGUGACUUCUCCCCCGGUCUCCUAAUGGUAGUAUCUUAUAGUAUCAGUUGUAUCCCAGUUCUUUGGAUUAAGAAAGCAUCUUCCUUGGGGUGAGUCAUUUAUUGCAUAGUAAUUGUCUGCCCACCUUGCAUCAAGCACAGAGCUAGGCCCUGGGUUACACAGGUGAGCUGGACAGAUCAUCACCUCUGUCCUCAGUAGGGUAUAGAUUAGUAGGAUUUAUAGCCAUUGAAAGAAAUGUGAUGUUUUGAAGACUGCUGGGGAGGGUGUAUAAUGGGAAGAACCUGGACUGGGCAGAGACGUGACAGCUGUGUGAAGGGAAUAAAUGGAAUUGGCUAGGAAAAGAGGCAGAUAGAAGAGAACUGUAACUCAUGAAAGUGACAAAGCCUAAAAAGAGCCUGGCUCCACUGGACUUUUGCUCGUGUUUUUCUUAUUACAGAAUCCCAACCAGUAUUUUAAUUCUGCAUUGACAAGAAAUUGUUGUUGAGUGCAGCCACAGUGAAAUGUAGUCAUCUAGACUGGUUGGAUUGAAAAUAGGUGAACCACUGAACAGAGUGGAUGUGUUGCAUCAAUCCCUGCCUUCUUUGAAACUAGAAAUUAGCAGAACUAUUUGCUAAUCUUGAAUUAUGGACUAGAAUUACAGUUUGAGGACUGCAGAACGAGGUGCUCCUAAAGAGGCAAAAAGUCUUGUUGUCCUUUAAUAUAUGUCAAUAGAUUAACCUUUGUGUGUCAUGUCCCAGGACAUUGCAGCCUGGAUGCCAUGGAAGAUACUCUCUAUAUUGUUGUUUAAGAUAAAUGAAUAAAUGUCUGCAUCUCAGCUCUA